Poecilia reticulata (guppy) is the source of this 845-nucleotide messenger RNA. The record is from RefSeq and is a predicted model, not a curated record. Lineage: Eukaryota; Metazoa; Chordata; Actinopteri; Cyprinodontiformes; Poeciliidae.
GCUCAUUUCUCUCUGGUGCACUAUGCUGGCACUGUGGACUACAAUGUUGUUGGCUGGCUGGAAAAGAACAAGGAUCCUCUGAAUGACACUGUAGUCCAGCUUUACCAGAAGUCCUCUUGCAAGCUUCUGGCUUUGCUAUAUGCAUCCCAUGCCUCAGCAGAAGGAGAGGGUGGUGGCAAGAAAGCUGGUAAGAAGAAGGGAGGUUCCUUCCAGACGGUGUCAGCAUUGUUCAGGGAAAAUCUGGGCAAGCUGAUGACCAAUCUGAGGAGCACACAUCCACAUUUUGUGCGCUGCUUGAUUCCCAAUGAGUCUAAGACUCCAGGUCUGAUGGAGAAUUUCUUAGUCAUCCACCAGCUGAGGUGUAACGGCGUGCUGGAGGGUAUCAGGAUCUGCAGGAAAGGUUUCCCCAGCAGGAUUCUCUAUGGUGACUUCAAGCAGAGAUACAAAGUGUUGAAUGCCAGUGUCAUCCCUGAGGGACAGUUCAUUGACAACAAGAAGGCCUCUGAGAAACUUUUGGGCUCUAUUGAUGUUGACCAUUCUCAGUACAAGUUUGGGCACACCAAGGUGUUCUUUAAGGCUGGACUACUGGGAGUUCUGGAGGAGAUGCGAGAUGAAAAGCUGGCAGAGCUGGUCACAAUGACUCAGGCUGUCUGCAGAGGAUUCCUCAUGAGGCGCGAAUUUGUCAAGAUGAUGGAGAGGCGAGACGCCAUUUUCACCAUCCAGUACAACAUCCGCGCAUUCAUGAACGUCAAGACUUGGCCAUGGAUGAAGCUGUACUUCAAGAUCAAACCUCUGCUGAAGAGUGCAGAGACGGAGAAGGAGAUGGCCCAAAUGAAAGAAGACUU